Messenger RNA from Oryctolagus cuniculus (rabbit), 14992 nucleotides. Lineage: Eukaryota; Metazoa; Chordata; Mammalia; Lagomorpha; Leporidae. The record is from RefSeq and is a predicted model, not a curated record.
GGGCUGGCAGCCAGGCCUGCGGCUGGAGCAUCUGCAGGCGCCGUGCGGUUCCAGGCCUCGGGGAUGCAGGGCUCCAGCCCCUGAGGGGCCCCUGGGGGCCCCCAGAGUCGCGAGAGGCCCGUUGUCUCCACGUGGGAGGACGCGGGCACAGCCGUCAGGACCCGUCCUUGUCCAGCGGCUGCUGAGGAGGAGCAUUGUCAAGGGCCCCAGAGGCACCUGGCAGCCCCCUGACAUUUCAGCCACUGGCGGAAGCCAUGUCGGGGCUUUGAGGUCAGAGUCCUUGGUUCAAAUCCGGAGCUGAUACUUAAAGGCUGUGUGAUCCUGGGCUGCUCACUCCCCCUCUCUGAGCCUCUGUUUGCAAAUCUGUGCAGUGAGGACUCGGAUCCUGCUGGGGCGUAGGUUCCAGGCUGCAAGCCCCUCUUCUCCCUCUCCAGGCCUCGGUUUCCCCAGCUAAACACAGGGUGCUCUCCAAGGGGCCUCCCAUACCCUCAGAGGCUUUCUUUGCAGGCUGAGAGCGGAAGGAGGUGUCCAGGCCACCCAGCCAGACAGUCAGGGUGGGCCUUGGAGGAGGUGGGAGAUGCAAGCAGGAGCUGGGCCAAGCAGGGCCAUGUGCAGACAGAAGGAAGGGCUCCCAGUCUCCCCAUGGGCUCUCACGCCCACGGGCUCUGAUAAGGCCCCUGUAUUUGGCCCUGGGUCCAGCCGUGGGGAGUAGGUUUGCUACAGCCUGCAAGGGGAGACACAGCGGCUGGGAGAGUGGCCACUGGCAACGCGGGCUGGCGGGGCGCACAGAGCAUGGAGGAAGAAGACUACAAUGCCUCCCUCGCCUACGGAGACGACUACCCUGAUGACUUUGACUCCCUUGUGGUCCUGGAGGAGCUCUCUCCCCUGGAGGCCAAGGUGGCCAGGAUCUGCCUGGUGGCGGUCUACAGCGUCGUCUGCUUCCUGGGAAUCCUGGGCAACGGCCUGGUGAUCGUCAUUGCCACCUUCAAGAUGAAGAAGACGGUGAACACGGUCUGGUUCCUCAACCUGGCCGUGGCGGACUUCCUGUUCAACGUCUUCCUGCCCAUCCACAUCGCCUACGCCGCCAUGGACUACCACUGGGUGUUCGGGACGGCCAUGUGCAAGAUCAGCAACUUCCUGCUCAUCCACAACAUGUACACCAGCGUCUUCCUGCUGACCGUCAUCAGCUUCGAUCGCUGCGUCUCCGUGCUCCUCCCCGUCUGGUCCCAGAACCACCGUAGCCCCCGGCUGGCCUACAUGGCCUGCGUGGUCAUCUGGGUUCUGGCUUUCUUCUUGAGUUCCCCGUCCCUUGUCUUCCGGGACACGGCCAACCUGCACGGGAAAAUAUCCUGCUUCAAUAACUUCAGCCUGUCCGCAGCCGGCCCUUCUUCCCCUUGGCCCGCUCACGCCCAGCUGGACGCUGUGGGGUACAGCAGGCACGUGGUGGUCACCGUCACCCGCUUCCUCUGCGGCUUCCUGGUCCCCGUGCUCGUCAUCACGGCCUGCUACCUCACCAUCGUCUGCAAGCUGCAGCGCAACCGCCUGGCCAAGAGCAAGAAGCCAUUCAAGAUCAUCGUGACCAUCAUCAUCACCUUCUUCCUCUGCUGGUGCCCCUACCACACGCUCUACCUGCUUGAGCUGCACCACACCGCCGUGCCCGGCUCCGUCUUCAGCCUGGGUGUGCCCCUGGCCACUGCCAUCGCCAUCGCCAACAGCUGCAUGAACCCCAUCCUGUACGUUUUCAUGGGGCAGGACUUCAAGAAGUUCAAGGUGACCCUCUUCUCCCGCCUGGUCAAUGCCCUCAGCGAAGACACCGGCCACUCCUCCUUCCCCAGCCACAGGAGCUUCACCAAGAUGUCGUCCGUGAACGAGAGGACGUCGAUGAACGAGAGGGAGACCAGCAUGCUUUGAGCCUCGCCCGGGGGGCGCCCACCUCCCCUCAUCCCCCAGGGACAGAAGACCAAGGCAAGAACCUCUUCAGCACCCUGAGUGCCCACUGCAUUUUUCCUGGGGGAGGGCGGUGUUUAGAACUGGGGAUCCAGGGCUUGGAUGGAACAGUGGGAGAGUCUGCCAUGACACAGCCUUGGACCCGCAACCGGUGCUUCUUGGGAGACCUGCCUUGACCAACUCAAAGCCAACGGAAGGAUGCGUUCUGAAAAAAGGAGCUGUCAGGACUUCGACCGGGGUGGGCAAGAGGCAGGUGGAUUUAGCUCCCUACUGUGUGUGCCCCAGAGAUGACUCAAACGACCUCCGAGGUCCAUUCCUGGUGUGGGCAGGGAGGUCAGAGGAAGCCCAGUGCCAGGCCAAUCCCACCUUGCCCACCUCCACGGAUGUCAGCCAUCGUCAAUCAUUAGCCAGAAGUCCCGCCCCUCGAGGCCUUCCUCUGGGUGGAAAUGCACAGGUUGCCUGGGAGAGGAAGGUGGCACAAUUUAACCCUUGAACUCCUGGGACUAUGGCUUCCAUGUGGGCCCUUUGCAAGUUCCCGGCACGGGGGUCAGUGAGGGCUGCGGGCCUCGGAGAAGGAAUGGGACAGGAGGGGCAAAGACCCCUUCGAAGGAGGCAGACGUGGAGCAGCUGGGGCGAUGGUGCUUUCAACUGCAGGAUUUUAGGGGUGUGGGGGUGCCAGCCCCCAGCCCUAGCCCCUGCUCUCACCCAGCAUUUGUUACCUGGCAGUGGGGCCAUGGUGGGGGGGUGCACCUGCAGCUCCCGCCCUCUUGCUGGGAUUCUUCCCUCCUCCUCUAAUCCACUCAGCUUGCAGCAUCACCCUUCGGGGUGGGGGCAGGAGGGGUGGGACUGGAGACUGGUCCCACGUGCAGCUUCAGGGAGCAACCUCGGCGGCCUCCCAGGCAGAGGAGGAGGUCCCAGGACUCAGCACGGCAUUCCGAGCAGAGCCUGCGGCGACUCCGGGAAUGGUGGCUCCUGCAAUGCAGACCGCAGACACGGCCUGUGUGCACCUGCGUGGCACCACUGUCCUCACCCGGCACCGGCACCUGCCGAGGGUGUCACUGCCGAGGCCCAGCCGGGGCGGGGAGGAAAGUUGCCCAGCAUCCCACACAGCUGGUCAGUGGCAGAGACCAGAUCCAGCCCUGGCUCUGUCUGGCUACAUUCUUCUAUGGAGAAUUUUCUAGACUGGAGAGUGACAGCACUUUCUAUGUUAAGCACUUUACACGUGUUAUCUCAUUUAUUCCUCCCAGCAACCCCCCGUUAGGUACAAGUCUCACUCCCCUUUUACUGACAAGGAACCCGGGGCUCAGAGAGGCUAAGUAACUUACCCAGAAGCGCCCAGCUGGUCUCUGCCAGAGCCCAGAUUUGAGUCUCCGUCUGCCAGGCAGCGUCAGGAAGGAAACUGGGGAGACCGGGGCUUAGUCUGAAGCAGAUGAACGUGGCCUCUAAGAAGCUUUGUGAAUUGUUUCCAGAAGACCUGACAUGGGCAGCCCGCAAACAGCUCCACCUCCUGCACCUGCUGAGAGCAGGCUGGGGCAGGGGGCCUGGCGGGAGGCAGCCCCUGUGUGCCCUCGGCCCCGUGGUCUCAACGCGCCCACACCCUGGUCUCUACCCGUGAAGCCACUUCUCCAGCGAGACGCAGGGAGCAUCGGUCACGGAGGCCCGGCGCUGGGCUCCUGGACUCACAUCUUGUGAAGACACAGCUGUUCCUCUGUCCUUGGCUCUGGAUGCACCUGACGAGGUGGCUCUGAAGUGACCCCACACUGAGGCCUCCGGCUGCCUCCCGGGAUCUGAACUUGGAAUAGCCCCGGGACCCAGCGUCCCCUGUCAUCGCCAUCCCCAAGUUUCCUGAUGCAGCAGCCGAGGCCCGGACAGCGUGGGCUUUGUCCCAGGUCCCAGCGCAGUCCGCAGAGGCGCACGUCCUCCCAGGCCCUGGGGUGGGGCUCUGCCUGGCCAGCCUGAGGGAGCCAGGAAUCUUGUUAUCAGCAGAAGCGAACGUCAGGCCGGCUGUUUUCCCCCUCGGAGCCAGGCCUGGCUGGUUCUGGCCGCCCCGGGUCUUCCCGGUCUGAGUGUAGCUUCCUGUCCAGUACAUAAACGUAACCAUGACCUCCACUUUGCUCUCGACCCCACUGCUGCCUGUGCGCGUCUCCACGGGGUGCGCCCCAGAGUUCAUUGCAGGGAAGAAUUAAAAGGCAGGUUUGUUUGGCUGCAAAUCCAUUUUGAAAGCCACACAUAGUUUUUUCAUAAUAUGCAUUUCCAUGACUUUUUAUUUUUUGAAGCCUUGCAUGGAUUUCAAACAUUUUCCCAGUAAGACAAGCUUAUCUUUUUUAAAGCCAUUUAUUUAUUUAUUUGAAAGGCAGAGUUACAGAGAGAGAGAGAGAGAGAGUCUUCCAUCCACUGGUUCACUCCCCAGUUGGCCUCAAUGGCCAGAGCUGCACUGAUCUGAUGCCAGGAGCCAGGAGCUUCUUCUGGUCUCCCACGUGGGUGCAGGGACCCAAGGACUUGGGCAUCUUCCACUGCUUUCCCAGGCCAUAGCAGAGAGCUGGACCAGAAGUGGAGCAGCUGGGACUCAAAACAGUGCCCAUAUGGGAUGCCAGCACUGCAGGUGGCAGCUUUACCUGCUACGCCACUGUGUCAGCCUCAAGCUUAUCUCUUAAUCCCAUUUCCCCACAAACCUUUCAAAGCACCCUGGCACAUAACCUGCAGUUUUCAAGAAGUCCACAGGGAGCAGCCUGCCCAGCGCCCCAGAGCCUGCCCAGACCCAGGACCCAGGCAUGGGGCCACAGCGCCGCCUCCUGGACAGGUGGAUCAGAGGCAGAGGGGCAGGAGGAGAAGACGUUGGGGGCAGGGGCACCAAGGGGGAGGACAUGAUGGCGAGGGAAAGGCACCCGUCUUCCACCAAGCAUCCAGUGUGCAUCAGACACAAACCUCCAAAGCCCAGGUUGGCCCUCUGGGAAGAGGCCUGGCCUACCCAUGUGGGUGACACGGGGAGUGGGGUCCCAGGACAACCCUCCCCCACCUUGCACAGGUGGCUACGUGAUGAACCAGGUCUACUGCCUGGGCUGCGUUUGUUCAGUAUCAGGAAGGAAGGAAGGAGGGGGAGGGGGAGGAGGAGAGAGUGGAGAAGAGGGAGGGGGAGGGGGAGAAAAGGGGAGGAGGAGAGAGGAGGGGGAGGGGGAGAGACAUCCAACCAUCCAUCCACCCACCCAUCCACAUAACCACCCUUACAUCCACCAAUUCACCUGUUCCAUAACAAGCGUAUUUGGUUUCUUCUGUUGGCCAGGUCCUGUAGGCAGUGGGAUCCAGGGGUGACCAAGAUACACCCAGUCUCUGUGCUCAUGAGCUUCCUCUCUGCCAGUGGGAGAGACCACCAGUAAUCCAAAUAUGCACAGCCCCAGUGGAAAGCAGCCCCUGCAGGUGCCACCCACACGUCAGAGAGGGGCCAAGGCCACGUCCCUGGGGAGGGACACUUCAUUUGCGAAGGGGAGGAGGGGCGGGCAUUGCUUUGGUGGGGAGGUGCGGGGUUGGGGGGGGUGGUCUAGGUGGACGAGGCAGCAGGAGCAGUGGCGCUGGUGUGGGAGGGAACAGUGAUCGCCAGGGACUGAAAGGGGGGUGGGGGCUGCAGCCGACGGCGGGGGAGGGGGUGAACGUAGCACCAGGUGCUGGGCAGGGGCCCACUGAAACCUGCAUGAUGUCCCGGGCUGUUCUGCAAGGGACACAGCGGAGGGAGUGGGGCGGGGGCCUGCUGCAGCUUUCCUGGGCCAUGGUGCUGGAACUGGGGAAGCUCAGGUAGCAGGAAGAGGACUCGCGGAGAGAGAUUCAAACGUGGCCCAAGCUUUCUCAGGGGAGCCGUUAAACCAACCCUGGGCCCAUUGCUGCUACACAGAGGCCUCCGCGUGUAGCUUUAUUGGUGGAAAUUAAUUGUAAAUAUUAUUCAAAUUUCCCUCCCAAUGCACAAUUAUAUCCCCCUGGGGAGCCCUGUGAGUGUAUAAGGAAGCCAUAUAAAUAAUGCACAUAUUAACCUCCGAGGCUCAUUAUGGCUGUAACCGGGGGCCCUGGAUUGUGGAAAUUUAUGCAGAUGGCACUGCAAGAACGCGGACAGACAUGGGCUUUAACCUUGGAAGUCACCUGAGGUCUGUCCUGGAGGAGCUUCCAGAAGUUUCUCCCCUGGGACACGGGGCUAGCCCCACCCACGUCACCCCAGAAGCCCUUUUUCCCAGGGGUCCAGACACUGCUGGAGAUGCCUGGGAACCAGGCAGGUGGGGCCUCGGAGCGCUGGCCAGGGGAGGAGGGAGCACCUCCCUCCACAGAACGCCCACCUGGUACGCAAAGCUCCCACCGACUGCAGGGGCAGCUAAGGCAAAUCGCCCACCCACGCUUGGGGUGCACAAUUUAGUUGCGCUGUCUCGGGGAAUCCGUUCAAUGGUUGCAGGGCCUGCUGCUAUUUCCUGUACAGCAGAGGAAGCUGGGGCUCAGAGAGCUGAGUGACUUGCCCAAGGACACACAGCUACAAAGUGAUGGAACUGAGACUCAAAGCCCAGUCUGCCAAUCUCCAGAGCUCUCGCUGUAACUGUGACAGUGCCCUCUGGAAAGACUCAUCCCUGGAGGGGGUAGAAGGAGCUACGCUCUCUCUCUUCCAGCAUCAGGUUUUGAAAAGGUGGGGGUGGGGAGCGGGGGGGGGGUUGGUGGAUUGCUCUUCCCUCUGGAGGUGUCUGGGAGAACUUGUCCCUUCCGUACGGAUUUUUGAGUUUGGAAAAAUACUCUGCUCCUCCCUGUGCCCCCAUUUCACAGAUGAUGAAACUGAGAACCGCUGGUUAGCAAGACUGGGGCCUCCUGCCUCCCCGCUGGGGGGAAAAGGGCUGUGGAAGUGCUUGUGGGCAUCACUUUACAGCAUCAACCGCCAGGCCCAGAGACCCGGCAUUCACCAACUGCCCUCCUCACCGCUUCGUUAACCAGGGCUGUGGCGCUGAUCUGCUCUGCAGGACCCCUGCCCAGGGCCUGGGGGCUCCCGGGAGAAUGCUGGCUGAAGGGGAGGAAGAGGCCUGGGCAGCUCCAGGAAGGGGGCCUGCUGUGUGUGGGACCUAAGUGUGCUUUCCUUUCCACUGUCCUGGCUGUGGGAGAGGGCGUCUCCAUGUUGGCCAGGCACUGGCUGCGUGGGUGCCCUCAGAUGGAGCGCUGGGCCCAACAGGUGCAGCUGCUGCCUGCAGUGCCAGCAUCCUCCAUCAGCAUUGGUUUGAGUCCUGCCUGCUCUGCUGCUUCUUUCUCUUUCUUUAUUUCUUUUUUAAUUUAUUUGAGAGGCAGAAUUACAGACAGAGAGAGGGAGAGACAGAGAGAGAUCCUCCAUCUGCUGGUUCACUCCCCAAAUGGCCACAACAGCUGGAGCUGAGCUGAUCCAGAGCCAGGAGCCUGGAGCUUCUUCCAGGUCUCCCACGUGGGUGCAGGGGUCCAAGCACUUGGGCCAACUUCUACUGCUUUCCCAGGCCACAGCAGAGAGCUGGGUUGGAAGUGGAGCAGCUGGGACUUGAACCACUGCUAUAUGAGAUGCCGGCACUGCAGGUGGAGGCUUAGCCCACUGUGCCACAGCACCAGCCCCUGCUCUACUUCUGAUCCCGCUCCCUGCUAAUGUGGCUGGGAAAGCAGGAGAAGAUGGCCCACGUGCUUGGGCCCCUGCACCCACAGGGAGAUCCGGAUAGAGUUCCUGGCUCCUGGCUUCUGCCUGGCCCAGGGCUGACUCUUGGUAUUUGAGGAGUGAACGCAUGGAUGGAAAAUCCUUCUCCCUCUGUAUCUCUCCCCCUACCCUCUUUCUGAGUUUCAAAUAAAUAAAGUAAGUCUUUUUUCUUAAAGCAAAACCCUGUUGAUCUGCACAUCCCAUAUGAGUGCACUUCCCUGCAAUAAAUCUCGCAUUAAUAGGGCUCCUUUAAAAAAUGGCGCCCACAGGAACGAGUUGGCAGCUGGCAGCAGGAGAGAAUGCAUUCUGGGGGCUUCUUUGUAAUUAAGAGAGCAGUUCUGAGGGGGUGGUCUCACAGGGCCUGGCUAAAGAGGCAGAGUUCCAGGAAGCGCUGAGCCCCCGCCCCACGCCCUGAUGCGGAGCAGCUCUAUCUGUGGUUAUGGCCUGGGGUCGCGGGGGUUAGGGUUAGGGUUGGUCUAGGGCAAGGUAUUCAACACCUCUAAAGCCUCAUCAGUAAAAUGCUUUCCAGUUUAAUGAAUUAACUUUACUUGAGAGAGAGAGAUCUCCCAUCUGCUGGUUCACUCCCGAAAUGCUUGCAACAGCUGGGGCUGGGAGCCACGAGCUCCAUCCAGGGCUCCCACGUGGGUGCAGGGACCCAACCACUUAAGCCAUCACCGCUGCCUCCCAGGGUGCACACCAGCAGGAAGCUGGACUUGGGGGGCUCAGACCCAGGCGCUCUGGUGCGCGAUGAGGGUGUCCCAGGCAGCGUCUUCAGGGCUGUGCCGGAGCCCUGCCCGGGUAGAGCGGGUUUCACUGGAGAGUGCAGCCUCCGGGGUGCUGGGAAGGAUGAACGAGACGCCGUGGGGUAGCGUGCAGUCCCCUUUGUCUGCACACGCAGCAGCCUCCACGCUGGUCUCCCUUUCAGCUUUGCCCCCAUGGUUCCCUCACCGCGCUGCGGCCAGAGGGAGUGCCCACCUAGACCAUCACCCCUGCCCCGCCCACAGAGCCCUACAGGUCUGGACGGGGGCGGGGGGGGGCUCCUUCCCCUUCUUUAUCCCGUGCCAUUCUCCAGCCAGGCGGCCCUUCUGGUCUCCCCAAAACAAAACAGCAGCAGCACCCCCCACCCAGCCCGGGUCUGCUGCAGGCUUCGCACUUGCUGGCCCUGGGCCAUGCUGCCUCCGCUCCCCGAGGCUGCCUCCUCCACCGGCUUCCGGUCCCUGCUCAGACGUUGCCCACUCAGAGGCCUUUCGAAGCUGAACCUACCCGGUCCCUGUCUCUCAGAGCCCCACACUUGCUGCCAUCUGAGAUCACUGUGUUGAUGUAUGUGGCUGCUCCCUGGAGUCUGUGGCCUCCUGCGUGGUGAGCUCUGUCAGGGCAGGUCCCUGUUCCGUCUUGUCCACAGCGAUGUCCCUCAGCAUCGCAAGCAGAGCUCGGCACAGAAAAGCUGCUCAAAAUGCUUUUGUAAAACGAAGAGAGAAAUAACAACAAGCUGCCUUUAUUUUGAUCACCAUCACCAUCAUCACCUUCAUCACCAUCAUCCUCAUCACCUUCAUCACCAUCACCAUCAUCACCUUCAUCACCAUCACCAUCAUCACCUUCAUCACCAUCACCGUCAUCCUCAUCACCUUCAUCACCAUCACCAUCAUCACCUUCAUCACCAUCACCAUCAUCCUCAUCACCUUCAUCACCAUCACCAUCAUCACCUUCAUCACCUUCACCAUCAUCACCUUCAUCACCUUCACCGUCAUCCUCAUCAACCUCCAGGAUGAUGUCUAUUCAGACACUGCUCUUCCAAGGUGCUGUCAUAUUUCUUUCUCUCUCAGUGAAACUCGGGGGAGGCCAAGAUUGUCCCCCAUUUCACAGACCUGGAAACUGAGACCCCAGGCCACUUAGUCUGGAAGCAAUGAGGGCUUGUCCCUCCCACAGCCUCUCCCUCCCCACUUCUCCCCCCCCAGCCCCGCCUGAUUUAUUGCAGCCCAGAAAGAGAGGACUCAGACCCCGCCCCCACUCCUAUUGUUUUGUAAACCUUUUCCGGGCCAGGACUCCACGAAGGCUUUGGCUGGUAUCAUUGUGACCACAAACUUCCUGUGUUUAUGCCUCCUCUUGGGAAUCGUAAGUGAACCAAUCAGCUGGGCACGGGCGCUGUGCUGGGCACCCGGCAACGCUGUGACGCCAAGCUCGGCCAGACACUCAGGAGUAGCCCCAUGCCCGGGCGGCGGGGACCCAUGCACCUGCCCUCGCCUGCUGCCUCCCGGGGCCUGCAGCAUCAGCAGGAGGCUGAACUGGAAGCAGAGCUGGGGUCGAGCCCAGGCUCCCUGAUACAGGAUACCGGCUCCCCAGGUGCUGUCUCAACCGCUGUGCCAGGGCCCCCCCCGCCCCCGCGUUCUGCACCACUGCUAUUCCUGUAACCGGUCACUGAGUGUUUUCUCCAUGCAGCCGUGGUUGGGGGAGACCCAGCAGAAGCACCACGGUGCAUCUCAGCCAGCCCUUGUGACGGCCACUUAGUUUGCUUCCUUUCUAGAACAUGGUACUCUUGUCACCACGAUCGUGAGUCCUCCAUGGGUCCCCCUUGGGCAGAGCGGAGCUGCCGACGGCAGGUGCAAGCCCUGGGAAGCUGGCAGACCUAACUCGCCUGCGCUUCCAGCCCUGCCCCACCCUUGAAGCACAGGAAAGAGCCCUCUGGAAGCUUCGAGAAGAGGCUGGGCAGCUGGGGAGAGAGGGCACGGGGUGGGCAGAGCCCAUGGGCUCCAACUCAGCCGUCCGGCCGCUCUGGGCAGCCAGCUUCCACUGCGAGCUUCGUUUGCUCCACCGGGAGCAAACGAGUGUCCCAGAAACACCUGGCGGGGCCGUGUGCAGAGCUCACAGAGCUCCUGGGAGAUGGCCUGUGCUUAAAACCCAAGCAGCUCUCGCGUUUUAUUCUUUUUUUUUUAACUGAAACUACAAGACUGUAUUUGCUUUGCUGUCUCUGGGGCCAUGCCUAAUCCAGGCCAUUGAUUCCGGAGGCUGCACGCAUCUGCCUAAAGUAUGUAUUGGGGUUGCCUGUUUAACGCUUGCUUGUUGGAGUGUGCGAAGAAAAUGAAUUUCUCUGUCUGUAGCUGGUCGGGUCCUUUUUAUACCCUUCCCACACCCCCUCCCCCAGCACACAGGGACAUGAGAAAAAAAAAACAGGCAGGCAGUUGGCGUGCCAGUUAAGGUGCCAGCUGGGACAUCUGCCACCGUCCCAAGAUGCUGGUCUGGGUCCCAGCUCCGCUCUCCACUCCAGCUUCUGCCCAUGUGCAUCCUGGGAAGCUCCAGGCGAUGGCUCGCGUCCUUGGGUCCCUGAUACCCAUGCUGGAGUCUCGGAUGGUGUCCCAGGCUCCUGGCUUGGCCCGGCCCAGCCCCGGCUGCUGUAGGCGUUUAGGAAGUGAAUCAGUGGAUGGAAUUUGCAUGUGUCACUUUGCCUUUCAAAUACAUAAAAAUACAAUAAAUGAAAACUUUUAAAAAUGAAAGAACAAAGAAUUGAGCUUUGCCCUGGUUGUUGUAGGGUGUCCCCGUAUCCCUGGACGCUGAUGUGCGAACCUCGUGCCUCCUGAUAGAGCCCUCUUUGGAGACAGGGUCUCCGCAGAGACCAGCAAGUUAGAGUGAGGGCCUCAGUGGGCCAUGUGGGCCAGGAUCUGGCACAACUGGUGUUCUUCUUCUUUUCUUUUUAAAGACUUAUUUAUUUAUUUGAAAGUCAGAGUUACACACAGAGAGAAGGAGAGGCAGAGAGAGAGAGAGAGAGAGAGAGAGAGAGGGCUCCCAUCCGCUGGUUCACUCCCCAGUUGGCCACAACAGCUGGAGCUGCACUAAUCCAAAGCCAGGAGCCAGCAGCUUCUUCUGGGUCUCCCACGUGGGUGCAGGGGACCAAGGACCAUGCACUUUUACUGCUUUCCCAGGCCAUAGCAGGGAGCUGGAUUGGAAGUGGAGUAGCCGGGACUUGAACUGGCGCCCAUAUGUGAUGCCGGCACUGCAGGCUGCGGCUUUACCAGCUAUGCCACAGCGCCAGCCCCAGCUGGUGUUCUUGUGACAGGAGAGAGGUGGCCACAGAGAUCAGGUGCAGUCACAGGGAGAGACAGCCAUCUCUCAGGGGCCCCCAAAAAGUUCAUGGAAACUGGAAUUAAAAGAGAAGUUCCUGGCUCCUGGCUUCAGCCUGGCCCAGCCCUGGCUGUUGCAGCCAUCCAGGGAGCGAAGCAGCAGAUGGAAGAUUCUCUCUCUCUCUCUCUCUCACACACACACCCUUUCCAGUAAAUAAAUUUUAAAAAUUUAAAUCUAGGGGUCGGCUCUUGGUGGGUCAGGCGGUUAAGCCACUGUCUGUGGUGCUGGCAUCCCAGAUGGGCUCCACUUCGAGUCCCAGCUGCUCCACUUCCCAUCCAGCUCCGAGCUGAUGGCCUGGGAAAGCAGUGGAGGAUGCUGACUUCCCCCCAGACACACAGACUCUCGGGGCCAACUGGACAAAGAGAGUGUCCCGGGAGCCCUCCGCUGGAGCCCCCUCACCGCUUCCGGGACAUCGGGACAUCGUCCAGAAGUUAUUUUUGGAUUCUGCUUACUAUUCCAGGCAGCCUUUGUGUCUUAGUCUCUUUUGUGUUUUUGCACCGAAAUACCUGGGCCUGGGUGCUGUGGUUUGGGCCAGGACUGGGCUUCUCAGCUCAUGCAGAGAUGAACCCCAAAAUGCAUCAGUUCGUGGCCCUGGGGAGGAGGUGGCCUGGUGGGAGGCGCACAGGUCACUGGGCGAGGGCCCUUGGAAUGUGUUCUCAGAGCAGUGCUGCUGGGCAGCAGAGACACCGGCGGGCUCCCCAGGCACCUCCCCCCCCAUUUCCUGGCUCAUCAUACACCUCUUGCCCCCCUACCCCGCGGCCACAGCCAGCCUCUCCGGGCAGCAGGACCCGUGGGGCCAGCUCCAGGGCGAUAACCAAAUUCAGCCUCCUUCUUUCCCAACGCCUCACCUUCCGUCUUCAGUUAGAGUGAUGCGAAGCCAGUUGGUUUCUAGAUCACAGACGUCCAUCUCCUGUCGUCUGGAGGCUGGGAGGCCAAGCAGGAGGCAGUGGCAGGACUGGCGUCCGGCGGCUGCUCCCUGCCCCCUGGGGAGCCAGUGCUGUCCGUGAGGGCGGGGUCCCCGUGGCCCCCCACCUCCCACGGGCCCCGCCUCUUCAUGCUGCGGUCCCAGGCCUGAAGUUCCAGCACGCGUUUUGGAAGGGACACCGGUAUUCCGACCAUGGCCUUCGGAACCUUAAACACGGGCAAGCGAAAGUCACAGAGCUCCCUCUUGAGAUCCUCAUCGUCAGCCGUGUCCCCACCGUUCACAGAGGAGGGAAUGGAGGCUCCGAGAGGGGGCGUCGCUUGCCCCAGGCCGCCCAGCUGGGGAAUGGCCGGGGUGGGGGCAGCCCGGCUUUGUCUGGCUGCCCCGUGGUGCCGCCCGGCUCAGGCUCCCGAGGGCUUGCACCUGCGCUCUCUGCGCUCUGUGGCAUUGACUACCGGAUGUCUGAGAACCCGGGGCUGGUCCAGGGCCAGGGUUCGGGAAGCUCCGUGGACAGGAGGCUGCUUCCUGCCAGCCCUGGAGGUUUCUCGCGUCUUUGUAACAGCAACGCUGGGCACCUGCUUCUAACUUCCUGUGUCUCCCGGCUCUGAGCUUGCCAGGAAGGAAAACCUCACCCAGGCCCUUGGGAGAUGACGGAAGCAGACACGUGGGCUGCUCCCUGUGUUCUGGGGCGGGGGUGGGGGGAAGGGGCAUCCUUGGCAGUGGGAACACACAGAAUAACUUGCCUGCUCUUACCCCAUUCCAAAGGCUUAGUAGGACGGGAGUGAUGAGCCUUAUUUUCAUUUCUUCUUCUUCUUUUUUUUUUUUUAAAGAUUUUAUGUAUUUAUUUGAGAGGUAGAGUUGCAGACAGAGAGAGGGAAACAGAGAGAGAGGUCUUCCAUCUGCUGGUUCGCUUUCCAAAUGGCUGCAAUAGCGGGAGCUGGGCCAAUCCAAAGCCAGGAGCCAGGAGCCUCCUCCCAGUCUCCCACCUGGUUGCAGGGACCCAAGCACUUGGGCCAUCCUCCACUGCUUUCCCAGACGCAUUAGCAUGGAGCUGGAUCAGAAGUGGAGCAGCCAGGACUCAAACCUGAGUCCGUACGGGAUACCAGCACCACAGGCCAGGGCUUUUAACCCAUUGUGCCACAGUGCCAACCCCUCAUUUAUUCUUAAUUUGAGAGAGAGAAGGCAUGGAGAAUGUCCCCUACCUGCCAUUGGGUUCGCUCCCCAAAUGCCUGCCAUGGCUGGGCUGGGCCAAGGCUGAAGUUAGGAGCCAGGAGCUCAACCCAGUCUCCCACAUGGGCCACAGGGAUGCUGUCACCUGGGCCAUCACUUGCCGCCCCCAGGCUCUGCCUUGGUCAGAAGCUGGAAUCAGGAGCUGGCGCUGGGAAUGGAACUCAGGCACAGUGAUGUGGGAUGUGGGCGUCUUAGCCAGUGUCCUAACUACCAGGCCUUUAAAAAAUUAGAGAGAGAGAGAGAGAGAGAGAGAGAGAGAGAUAUCUUCUAUUUGCUGGCUCACUUCCCAAAUGCCCACAAUGAUCAAGACUGGGCUGGGUUGAAGGCAGGAACCAGAAACUCCAUCCAGGGCUCCCAUAUGGGUGACAGGCGCCCAAGUACUGGAGCCCUAACCUGCUGCUCCCAGCUGCACUGGACGGAGAGCUGGGGCUCAAACCCAGGGCCCCUGAUACAGGACGUGGGCGUCCCACGCCGUGUUCCCCUCUGAGAGAACGCCCGCCACCAGGUAUUCCUGAAACUCGUCACUCCAACCCUCGCCAGACCCCGAGGCUGUGCCCACCUCACAGAUGUGGAGACUUGGGGGUGUGCAUUCCCACUGCAGCUUCUCGGGACCCCUUCAGAGCUGACCCCCCCCCUGCCCCCGGCAUCCCAGGCAGACAGUAAAAUCCUGCUUUGGCCACUUCCUAGUCAGGUGACGUCUGAACAAGUUGCUUCAUCUCUCUGAACCUCAAUUCUUUCAUCUGUAAAAUGGGCCCAAAGCAGCCACCUGGCAGAGCUGGAGCUGUAACUGAAAUGAGACAACAGAGACCCGCUGUGCAGACACUCAGGGCCUCCUUUGGCUUUCCACCCCACCCCACCACUCCCAGGGAGCACUGGAGAGGAGCCAGGCCACGAGAGGAGGCCACGGCAGGUGUCUCCUCUCUCCCUGAAAAGCCCUGCCCUCUCUCCUCCCUCCGUUCUGUUCUACCCUCGUGGAGCUCACGUUCCAGCAGCUGCAUUUAAUUGGAUUUCGCUUAAUAGUUUUAUUGAUGCCUCUUGGUUCAGGGUGUGUGCAGGCCUCUGGGUAAUUUGCACAUUUUUAACAAACCAAAUAAAGAACUGAUAAGCGUAAACAA